Molecule: messenger RNA, 3588 nt
Organism: Naumovozyma dairenensis CBS 421
Lineage: Eukaryota; Fungi; Ascomycota; Saccharomycetes; Saccharomycetales; Saccharomycetaceae
Gene: HFM1
Product: DNA helicase
Exons: 2
Coding region: 1-3588 (1195 amino acids)
Molecular function (GO): ATP binding; nucleic acid binding
Source: RefSeq, a predicted model, not a curated record
AUGGGAACAAAGUUUGAGAAAAUAGGUGCGGCGAAUACUACUAAAAAAAGAAACGCAACGGAUGCAACCCCUAGGAGGAAAAAACCAAAGAAAAAAGACAAUCGUUUCAAAAUAGCAGUGAGCCACAACAACUUGAUUGAUUGUGAUCAAAAUGAUAACAUUGAUGCAUUUGAAGAUGAUAGCUACAUUGAUAGACCUGAACUUAAUGAAGAUACGAAUUCAUUAUUUACCGGUUUGGAUGGUACAAAUGGGUUUUCUAUUGACUCUGACGACACUCAAUUGGAUGGUAAUUUUUUCAAUCAUUCCAAGCAAAAUGAAGUAGACACUACAGAACUACCUUCAAAGAAACGCAAGAUUCUUAUUAAAAAAAAGAUAGACACCAGUCAUAACGGAAGCAUUCUGGAUACUUCUGUUUUACCGGAUUCAUUCAGAUCGGUUUUCAAGUUCCAGAAAUUUAAUAAAAUGCAAUCUGCUGCUUUCCCAUCACUUUAUCAACAGGAUAACAACUGUGUAAUUUCUUCACCAACUGGAUCUGGGAAAACGGUACUAUUCGAAUUGGCAAUUCUACGCUUAAUCAAUAAAUUAAACUUCAAUAUUGGAAAUUUCAAAGUUUUAUAUAUCGCACCAACAAAGUCAUUAUGUUGUGAAAUGUUAAAUAAUUGGAAAGACAAGUUUUUGAAUGUUUCUGUUGGUAUGCUAACAAGUGAUACAAGCUAUUUAGAGACUGAAAAAGUGAAAAAAUCAAAUAUCAUCAUAACUACUCCUGAAAAAUGGGAUCUAUUAACUAGAAAAUGGUCGGAUUACAGUUUACUUUUCAAUUUAAUUAAACUACUUCUUGUAGAUGAGGUACAUACACUCCGUGAGAACCGAGGUGCCACUCUUGAAGUCGUAGUGACGCGAAUGAAUAUAUUAUGUGAAAAUUUAAGAAUUAUAGCUGUAAGUGCUACUAUUCCAAAUAUAGAAGACGUAGGAGAAUGGCUGAACCCCAAAAACAAUCAUAACAAUGAUGAAAAAGAAAACACUGCUGUCAUCUUAGCAUAUGACGACAGUUAUCGUCAAGUUUUAUUAAAAAGGAAUGUAUACGGAUAUAGUUUCAACGGCAAGAAUGAUUUUCAAUGUGAUGCUUUAUUCAAUCAUAAAUUAGAAGAUAUAUUUCAAAAGCACAGCAAAAAUCGCCCGAUAUUGAUUUUUUGUCCUACUCGAUCAUCCACCAUUACAACUGCCAAGUACAUCGGCGAAAAUAUGUCGUUUUAUGACGGCCCUAAUAACUACAAUAGAAGAUCACAAGUCACAGACAGAAAUCUAGCAGAGUGCUUAAAAAGUGGUAUCGCUUUCCAUCAUGCAGGCUUAUCGUUGGGUGAUAGAACUGUUGUGGAGAAUGACUUUCGGAAUGGAAAUAUCAAAAUUCUAUGUUCGACCUCUACAUUGGCGAUGGGAGUAAAUCUUCCUGCAUAUUUAGUCAUUGUAAAGGGAACAAGGAUCUGGAAUUCAUCAGAUGUCGAAGAAUAUUCACAAUUAGAUAUUCUACAAAUGAUUGGAAGAGCUGGUAGGCCAGAAUUCGAAACUGAAGGUUGUGCAGUUGUCAUGACAAGUCCUCCAAUGAAAGAAAAGUACGAAAAUUUGAUAUAUGGGAACGAACAACUUGAAAGUACUUUGCAUCUUAAUUUAAUAGAACAUCUUAUUGUCGAAAUGUCAUUAGGAACUGUUUAUGAUGUAAAUUCAGCAUGUGAAUGGCUAAAAAAUUCCUUUCUUUUUGUUAGGCUCUUGAAACGCCCCGUGUUUUAUCGAGAAAUCUAUAAAUUCAUGAAUAAUGACAAUUCUCUGGUAGAGCAGCUAAAUAAAUUUUGUGAAUCUCUAUUUGAAAUGUUAAUGAACGCGGAAAUUAUUGUGCAGAAGGAGAAUAUGCUCGUUUGUACAGCUUAUGGACAUGCUAUGUCAAAACAUUAUGUCAUGUUUGAAUCUACAAAGUUGUUUAUUAACUCUAAGAAAAACAAUUCCUUACAGGAGAUACUAAUUCUCUUAUCUAAUGCAAAAGAAUUUGCAGAUAUAAGAAUUAGGCAUAAUGAAAAAAGAUUAUUCAAAGAAAUAAAUACAUCUCCUUUAUUGAAAUAUCCAUUUUUAAAUAAAAAAAACCAAAGUAAAAUUAUUGACCAAACUUCUCAGAAAAUAUCCUUGAUAAUUCAAUAUGAGAUCGGAGGUUUAGAAUUUCCAUCUUACGAAGGCGCUCAAAAGUUACAUCAAACAUUAGUACAAGAUAAAAUGCGUACAUUCAGACAUUGUUAUAGACUUUUAAAAUGUAUGGUCGAUGUAUUUAUUGAGAGAAAAGAUGGUGUCUCGCUGCAGAAUACAUUAACUUUGCUACGAUCGAUUAAUGGUAAUUGUUGGGAUAAUUCCUUCAUGGUAUUGCGGCAGUUGAAGUUAAUUGGCUUGGUUUCUGUGAGGAAAUUAGUUCAUCACGGUGUAACUUCACUGCAGGAUUUGAAAAAUCUCUCAGACGCGCAGUUAGAAUAUUAUCUAGGAUUAAAGACUGGGAAUGGUCACAAAAUUAAGAAUGAUUUAUUGUUACUGCCCAAAUUAAGGAUAAGAAGUAAGUUAGAAAAUUGUAAACCACAAGGAACAGAAAUCAUAUUGGAAUUUAAGGUUGAGGUUACUGCAAUAUUUAAAUCAUCUACUUGGCAUGGUCAUAGUUUAUCUUUAGAUAUCGAAGUCUUCAAGAAAUCGGGGGAUCUCAUCGAUUUUCGCAGGAUUAAUUUGAAAAAUUUAUUAUCAGCAAGAAGCUUCAGAAUAUCCACAGUAAUAGAUUCCAAGGACGAUAUCAUAGAAUUUGAUAUUAACUGUCAAGAAGUUGCAGGAAUCGGUGAUAUGGUACUUUUCUCCGCCUCCGAAAUCCCCAAAGAUUAUUAUAUAAUUCUUCAAAAAAGAAAGCAGACUGCUCUAGAAAAAUGUUUGUUCCUACCGGACUCUGAUGAUGCUUUAGGUAGAAGUGAUACUUUUUCGUCAGAUGAUAGUUUUAUUCAGUAUUUAGAACACAAUAAACUUUCAAAUGAAAAAGAAGAUGGGACGAAGUCCGGGCAAGAUGCUCCAUCUCGGACGCUGAUGCCUAAUGGAAAUUAUGAGUGUUAUCAUGUUUGUAAAGAUAAAGUCAACAAUGGUACGACAUUUUUAUGUUGUAAGGAAGGGAUCCCACAGAAUUAUUUAAAACACUCUACUGAGAAAGUAACUAAUAGCAAAACUUUAUCCAGACCGCGAGAAAAAAAUUUAUUCCAUAUUGGAGAAGAUAAGCAGUACAGCAGUCCGAUAGAAGAAGAUAUGAAAUCCGAUAGUAUUAAAGAUAUUGGAGCUUAUGUAUAUCGCCCCAACUCAGCUGAUCUUGCGAAAAAUAUAGAAGGAAAUGAUGGUGGAAUACCACCGGCUUUAGAGUCGGAACAUCAAAUGAAAGAGAAACCCUUAACCUUGAUCGAUACAACUCUAGAUUUUAGUACUAUGAUCACAAAUGUGCCACUAGAUGAUAGUAGCUCCUCCUCAUCUCUGUGUACACGUGAUAACUCUGCUUUGAAUUUCCUAGGAUCGGAUGUUGAUCUCAGUUAG